CGCCGACACCUCGCACGCAAGACCACUGCCAGGCGUUGCCUCGGGCGUUACAGUUGACUGAAGAAGACGAACAGCCACAGUGGAUAACACUCGUAUAGGCGCAUCGUAACCUUCGCGAACACAGCUCUGUAGCGGUCUUGCAAGCCGUAGCCCACAUCAACAUGGUAUCCUAAGUUGUCCGCUACAAGAAAGCGCUUACCACAAAGGCCAGCAUCUGUAAAGCAUUGGGUUCUCCGUUUAUUAAUUCCCCACUUGCCAAGCAUCCUGACAUAGGAGGAUGUUCUCUACAAAUGUAGACGUGUGCACCUCGCUCCAGCGCAUUUCAAGCGCCUUGGACCAAACCAGCAUCUCCGAGUUUCGUAACGCCCGCUUGGGUCGUCGACGUCCAUUGUCCUCCCAACAAGUGCAACCGCCGCGGCUGCAGCCAGGCGAGGCGAUCUAUGACAGUCCAAGCUACCUGCAGCUGCCUAGCGCCAUCGUACCUUUGCACAACGGAACAACGAACGCGUUGACGGUCUGUGCACAGUCUGCGCUCGGGGGCAAGGAUUCCGUGGAACAGUCAACCCCAGCAAUCCAAGCUGUUGUCGAGCUGCGCAUUGUGCCACGGGCGGCGGCGCUGAUUGCCGAGCUGUUCCAGGUAACAGGAACAUGCAAUGGCCCUGGAGACGAGGAAGGGACAUCCGCAGCGGCACCAUGCACGUCACCCUCCUCUGCUUCCUCAUCAGCUCCCGGCCCUCAUCAGAUCCCACCGGCGGGGCCCGCUGGCAGCGCCGCACAGCUUAUGCACGUAACCCGCUACGUGCUCCUCGCCUUGGAACUAAUGCACGUGAUGACUACAUGUGCAACGCUGGGCUUCGAAAUGUACGCUAGUGAAGCCGCAACAAACGUAAGGUCUACCAUUACUAGCCACCGUGCCCAGCUGUACGAGCAGCUUUGUGACGUCACUCUCGGACGCGCCAUGGCUGCUGCCGUACGGUUCGUUCAGUUGGAGGUCUGGCCGCUGUUUGCGGCACCAGGGGCGGCAGUGGGAGGGCCCCAGCAGGCGCCACCAUCAGGCGCAAGCGGGCAGCGGCCAUCGUCCUCUGGAUGCUCAUUGGGCUCAAAGGAGCGGGCGGCUACACAGCUGAAGCUGUGUCAGGGCGCUUGCGGUGCAAUCUUAUCGGGGGCGCAAUUAAUAAGCCAUCUGGACUCUUUACAUAGAAGAUUGCCAACGUCGGGAGCGUCCGGAUCUAACGCCAGCCCAGCAUUAACGUGCUCGCCACAGCAGCAACGGCUGCAGCAACUAGCUUGCAUGUUGCAGCACAGCGGCCUACUGGCGGCGGUAUGCGGCGCGGUCCUCACUGCCCCGCCUCGAGUGCAGUUGAAGCCCACAGGCGGCCCCAGAAACGCUGGAAAGGGCCUGAACGAUGCAAUAAUCACAACAAUCGCGGUCCUAAGGACGCUUGUUGGCCGAAAUGUGCUGGGAUCAAUCCGAGGCGGAGACGACAAGGAGGCUUUGCUGGAUGCCCUGGCGGCACCCGAGGUGGUGCGGCUGCAACGCGGGCUGCUGGAGAGGGUGGUGGCGGAUGCAGGCGGCAGCAGCGACAGCACACACUCCUGGACGCAUCUAAACGGCAUUCGCCAGCUGGGACGGGCCAUCAAUGAGAUGAUGCCCAACGAACGAGACGCCUUACGCCCGGAAUGCAUGCAUGCGCUGUUUGCCGAGCUCGCAUUCAAGCCCUGGGUUGAGAUAGGCGAGUCACCGCAGCUCCGUCCUUCGGUGCCCAGCCCGCCUGAGCGUGUUCGGCUGGCACUGCGGCUGCUGCGGGUGUUGUACGGCCUGGCGUGCGGCCGCGGUGUGAAGGAGCAGUACGACAUGGCGUCAGCGGGGGCGAGGCCGGGACGGUUGUUGUGCAGCGUGGCAAGCAUCUUGGAAGCGCUGGUAGCCAUGCCCCCGGGCUCUUACGAGGAGCCCUCCAACGUGGGAAUGGUGGUUGAAGCCCAGAAGGCGUGUGCCUGGGCCCUGGAGAUUGUGAACAUGGUGGAACAGCGGGGCUGGCCUCGGGACGGGGCAGGCAUGGGGCAGCUGCGGGUGAUGCCCGAUUGCAUUCUCGCCCAGAUGAAGCUGCUGGCCGAAAUUGAGCUGCCAGCCGACACACUUCGCAGCCUGGCGCUACACCUGGGUCAGGCACGCCUGCUACGCUCCUUUGACGCCCGGCUGCGAUGCACUGCACGUGUAACGCUUGCCGCUACUGCUCCCGCUGCGACGGCCGCUGCUGGUGGUGGUGGUGGUGGUCGAGGUCCUGUUGUGGCAGCCGCUGCCGCACCCACCGGCUCCAUUGACCUAUCCACCUCAGCCCCUGUUGCACAUGCGCCCUUCACUUCUAUGCUCUGGUCCAUGCACGUGACGCUGCGCCCGUUGAUGGCUGAAAUGCUGCUCAACACUUGGGAACAGCAGCUGGGCGUGGCAGAGGGCAAGGGAGGUAGCGGCAGCAGCGGUAGCCGGGGCGUGGGCCAAGGCCUGCCCUCCAAGGCGGAGGGCGCAGGCGGAAGGAGCCAGCAGCACCAGCAAGCCAAUGACGCCGCGUGUGAACCAUGGGUCACCAAGCGGGAGCUCGGGUUCUUCAUUACGGUCAGCAAACUGGCGCUGCGAGAGGCGGUUGAGCUGGAGUGCCGCCGCUGGGAGCCAGCAGCGGCUCCACCAGCGGUGCCAGGUGCACCCGCAAGGGCGGCGGGGCAGACUAUGCCGUUGCCUCCGUAUACCCAGACAUGCUCACACCCAGUAGCGCGGGAACUGGCAGUCCAGCUACACUUUGCCCUGAACCCCGAGCGGGGCUUACUGGCCGUGUGGAAGCGCGCCUCUCCCCACCUGCAAGACUCCGCCGCCGGCCUGACAGAGGCGCUGAGACUGGUGACCCGGGCGGCAUGUGUGUUGGCGGCGCCGCUGCUGCUGCAACUGGUGAAGGAUGUGCCAGGAAAACGUGAGAGUAUGGAAGAGGUC
Molecule: messenger RNA, 2980 nt
Organism: Astrephomene gubernaculifera
Lineage: Eukaryota; Viridiplantae; Chlorophyta; Chlorophyceae; Chlamydomonadales; Astrephomenaceae
Source: the annotation of a GenBank genome assembly